AUGUAUGCUACUUCAGAUGACAUAGAGCGUCGUUUUCAACAUAUCAACAGUAUGAGAGGAAACACCCCCCAAAUCUCAGAGAUAUACUCAGAAGAACUACGAAAAUUAAUCAAAGAAAUGCUCAGCUGUGACCCUGAAGACAGACCUUCAGCUGAUGAGAUUUUAGCAAAACCAUUCCUAAGAGAUGCUGUAAACAGAAAUAGGAGAAUUCCAGAAGCACUGGAACGAAGGUUCAUGAUGUCCUUAAGGAUCUUUGAUGAGAACUACAAUGAGCACUACGAUCAUUUUGAGGCCUUAGUUUCAGAGUGGGGAGAAACAACAGCUUCACUAGAGGAGGUUCAUCAUAAAUGUACUAUAGGCACUCUGGCAGGUUCAGUGAUUGGAGCAGCAGGAGGAAUCACUGCAGUGGUUGGUGCGAUUUUGGCUCCUUUCACUUUUGGAGCAUCUCUGAUUGUUACAGGUGUUGGGAUUGGAGUUGGUGUUGCAGGUGGUGUAACAGGUGCUGCGUCCAGUGUUACCAAUACAGUCAAACAAAAAUCACUCCGUGAGAAUAUUCAAAGAAUUCAGCAGAACUUUACAGAUGUGACACCACUUCUCGAGUCACUGAAUGCACUGAGAAGGGUACUGAGAGUAAUCCAAAAGUUCAGGGAUUUUGUCAGUGACUCCUCUGAAAACGUGCAAAUGUCAUGCAAUGUAGACAGAACAAGACUAGUGUGCGGUGCAGAACUCCUGAAUAUCGGUCUGCUGGCAAAUGUUGGCAGAAUUGCUGCUCAAACCACUAGAGUAGGACGCGCUGCAGCAGAGGCAAUAGUCGCAGUCACAGGAGUGUUGAGUGGAAUCCUAGUCAUUGUUGACACCGCAUUCAUAGUGAUGGAUUCUGUAGACAUUCACCAGAUGAGACAGGGACCAGUAGAUGAUCCAGACAAGGUCAAGUCAAGUUUACUCAAGUCCAUUGCUCAGAUGAGGAAAAUACAUACAGAUAUUUGCAAUGUCUUAAAGGAAAUUAAAGAAACAAGAGAGAAACUAACAGACUUAUAUAGAAGUGGCCAGGGCUGAAAGAGAUUUAGAGAGUUCAAACAUAUGAUACAAGUCAGAGACACACAC
This is a messenger RNA of Sinocyclocheilus grahami, 1104 nucleotides long. RefSeq names its product apolipoprotein L4-like. Gene Ontology annotation, molecular function: lipid binding; ATP binding; protein kinase activity. Gene Ontology annotation, biological process: lipoprotein metabolic process; lipid transport; protein phosphorylation. The record is from RefSeq and is a predicted model, not a curated record. Bases 1 to 1056 code for a protein of 351 amino acids. The transcript is spliced from 2 exons. Lineage: Eukaryota; Metazoa; Chordata; Actinopteri; Cypriniformes; Cyprinidae. Gene Ontology annotation, cellular component: membrane; extracellular region.